AUGCCGGCGGGCAUGACGAAGCAUGGCUCCCGCUCCACCAGCUCGCUGCCGCCCGAGCCCAUGGAGAUCGUGCGCAGCAAGGCGUGCUCACGGCGCGUCCGCCUCAACGUCGGGGGUCUGGCGCACGAGGUGCUCUGGCGCACCCUGGACCGCCUGCCCCGCACGCGGCUGGGCAAGCUGCGGGACUGCAACACGCACGACUCGCUGCUCGAGGUAUGCGACGACUACAGCCUCGACGACAACGAAUACUUCUUCGACCGCCAUCCAGGCGCCUUCACCUCCAUCCUCAACUUCUACCGCACCGGGCGGCUGCACAUGAUGGAGGAGAUGUGCGCGCUGAGCUUCAGCCAAGAACUCGACUACUGGGGCAUCGAUGAAAUCUACCUGGAGUCCUGCUGCCAGGCCCGCUACCACCAGAAAAAGGAGCAGAUGAACGAGGAGCUCAAGCGGGAGGCAGAGACCCUGAGGGAGCGAGAGGGGGAGGAGUUCGAUAACACGUGCUGUGCAGAGAAGAGGAAAAAGCUCUGGGACCUCCUGGAGAAGCCCAAUUCUUCCGUGGCUGCCAAGAUCCUUGCCAUCAUCUCCAUCAUGUUCAUUGUCCUCUCCACCAUUGCCCUGUCGCUCAACACGCUGCCCGAGCUGCAGAGCCUUGACGAGUUCGGCCAGACCACAGACAACCCCCAGCUGGCUCACGUGGAGGCCGUGUGCAUCGCGUGGUUCACCAUGGAGUACCUGCUGCGGUUCCUCUCCUCACCCAAGAAGUGGAAGUUCUUCAAGGGCCCACUCAACGCCAUUGACUUGUUGGCCAUCUUGCCCUACUAUGUCACCAUCUUCCUCACCGAAUCCAACAAGAGUGUGCUGCAGUUCCAGAAUGUCCGCCGCGUGGUCCAGAUCUUCCGCAUCAUGCGUAUCCUCCGCAUCCUCAAGCUCGCACGCCACUCCACCGGCCUCCAGUCCUUGGGCUUCACCCUGCGAAGGAGCUACAAUGAGCUGGGCUUGCUCAUCCUUUUCCUCGCCAUGGGCAUCAUGAUCUUCUCCAGCCUUGUCUUCUUUGCCGAGAAGGACGAGGAUGACACCAAGUUCAAAAGCAUCCCGGCCUCUUUCUGGUGGGCCACCAUCACCAUGACGACGGUUGGGUAUGGAGACAUCUACCCCAAGACUCUCCUGGGGAAGAUUGUCGGAGGACUCUGCUGCAUUGCAGGUGUCCUGGUGAUUGCUCUUCCCAUCCCGAUCAUUGUCAAUAACUUCUCUGAGUUCUACAAGGAGCAGAAGAGGCAGGAGAAAGCAAUCAAGCGGAGAGAGGCUCUGGAGAGAGCCAAGAGGAAUGGCAGCAUUGUCUCCAUGAACAUGAAAGAUGCUUUCGCCCGGAGCAUCGAGAUGAUGGACAUUGUGGUAGAGAAAAAUGGAGAAAAUAUGAGUAAGAAGGACAAAGUACAAGAUAAUCACUUGUCUCCCAACAAAUGGAAAUGGACAAAGAGGACACUAUCUGAAACUAGCUCAAGUAAGUCCUUUGAAGCCAAGGAGCAGGGAUCCCCUGAGAAGGCCAGAUCAUCUUCCAGUCCUCAGCACCUGAACGUCCAGCAGUUGGAAGACAUGUACAAUAAGAUGGCCAAGACCCAAUCUCAACCCAUCCUCAAUACCAAGGAGUCAACAACACAGAGCAAACCAAAGGAAGAACUUGAAAUGGAGAGUAUCCCCAGCCCUGUAGCCCCUCUGCCCACUCGUACAGAAGGGGUCAUCGACAUGCGAAGCAUGUCGAGCAUCGAUAGCUUCAUUAGCUGUGCCACAGACUUCCCCGAAGCCACCAGAUUCUCCCACAGCCCUUUGGCCUCACUCCCCAGCAAGACUGGGGGUAGCAUGGCCCCAGAGGUGGGCUGGCGGGGAGCUCUGGGUGCCAGUGGUGGGAGAUUUGUGGAGGCCAACCCCACCCCUGAUGCCAGCCAAUGCUCUUCUUUCUUCAUUGAGAGCCCCAAGAGUUCUAUGAAGACGAAUAACCCCCUGAAGCUACGAGCACUUAAAGUCAACUUCAUGGAGGGUGACCCCAGCCCACUAGUCCCCGUUCUGGGGAUGUACCAUGACCCUCUUAGGAACCGGGGGGGUGCAGCUGCUGUCGCUGGGCUAGAGUGUGCCACACUCUUGGACAGGCCUGUACUGAGCCCAGAGUCCUCCAUCUAUACCACAGCAAGUGCUAGGACACCCCCCCGGUCGCCUGAGAAACACACAGCAAUAGCAUUCAACUUCGAAGCAGGUAUCCACCAGUACAUUGAUGCGGACACAGACGAUGAGGGGCAGGUUCUCUACAGUGUAGAUUCCAGCCCUCCCAAGAGCGUGCAUGUGAGCACCAGUCCCAAGUUCAGCGUCGGGACAAGAUCAGAGAAGAACCACUUUGAAAGCUCCCCCUUACCCACCUCCCCUAAGUUCUUAAGGCAGAACUGUAUUUACUCGACAGAAGCAUUGACUGGAAAAGGCCCCAGUGGUCAGGAAAAGUGCAAACUCGAGAACCACAUCUCCCCCGACGUCCGCGUGUUGCCAGGGGGAGGAGCCCACGGAAGCACACGGGAUCAGAGCCUCUGA
Messenger RNA from Puma concolor (puma), 2574 nucleotides. NCBI's taxonomy places the organism in Eukaryota, Metazoa, Chordata, Mammalia, Carnivora, Felidae. The record is from RefSeq and is a predicted model, not a curated record.